UUAUAGAAAAGCGCACGCGUUGCGCGUAACUCUUAAUCCGCCAUUUUUUACGGUUAAACGGGUUAUUAUUGUCAAUUUUUUAAUUGUUAAAAAGCAGCAGGCAAUGAUUAUUUUGUGAAUAAAAUCGAAGCAAUUUUGCUCUCACCCUUCACAUUAUUCAUAGAGAUGUUUAUUUUCUAUCUAAGAUGAAGUUGAGCUAAUCAAAGAGAGUUAAAAGCAUACAUAGCUCGCAGCAUGGGAGCAUUUCUUGAUAAGCCAAAGACAGAUAAGUUCCAGGAGCAUGGAGAGGGCAACGGACUCAGGUAUGGGGUGGCCAGCAUGCAGGGCUGGAGGGUCGAAAUGGAAGACGCACACAUGGCGAAAACUGAUCUCGGAGGUGCUUUAAAAGACUGGUCAUACUUUGCUGUCUUUGAUGGGCAUGCAGGUGCUCGGGUUUCCGCGCAUUGCGCUGAACAUUUACUCGAUGCUAUCAUGCAAACUGAGGAAUUCCGAGAAGAUGUUAUGAAGGGGAUUCGCAACGGGUUUUUAGAAUUAGAUAGCAAAAUGCGCUCGUUACCUGAAAUGUCAUCUGGAGAAGACAAAAGUGGUUCAACUGCAGUCUGCGCGUUCAUUUCACCUCGUCUUAUUUAUAUUGCCAACUGUGGCGAUUCUAGGGCGGUACUUUGUAGGGAUGGAAAUCCCGUUUUCUCAACUCAGGACCACAAACCAGGAUUGCCUACUGAACGAGAGCGAAUUAUGAAGGCUGGAGGAACAGUAAUGAUUCAGAGAGUGAACGGCAGCCUGGCUGUGAGUCGAGCCCUUGGCGAUUAUGAGUACAAAAAUGUUGAAGGGCGGGGUCCUUGCGAGCAGCUGGUGUCCCCCGAACCGGAGAUUUUCGUUAGAGAUCGUGACGAUAACCAAGACGAGUUCUUGGUGCUCGCUUGCGAUGGAAUAUGGGAUGUGAUGAGUAAUGAGGAUUUAUGCCAGUACAUACAUUCGCGACUCUUGAUCACCAGCGAUCUUGUUGAGGUCACCAGUCAAGUCAUCGACACUUGUUUGUAUAAAGGAAGUCGCGACAACAUGUCAAUUGUACUGGUAGUGUUUCCCGGUGCUCCAGCUCCAAAUCCUAACGCAAUCCAGGCCGAAAAAGAACUGGAAGCAACUUUAGAGAGGCGCAUAAAAGAAAUUAUCCAACAAGAUGGAGAGGUGGAAUUUUCCCAUGUGUUUCAACGACUCACAACCCUGGAUAUUGACGGUUUGCCCCCCGGGGGCGGAUUGGCUGCAAAGCGACCAUUUAUACAGAAUGUUUUUACGGAACUGUGUCCUAAGCAAGCUGAAACUGAUUCUGAUGGAGCCCAAGAAAAUGGAUAAAUUGAGACAUGAAUGGAACCUAUCUAUAUUUUGUAACUAUAUUUACAUUUUUUUUGUUAUUUUGUGACCAUGCUUUAGUAUAUUUUAUGUUUAAAUGAA
This is a messenger RNA of Agrilus planipennis (emerald ash borer), 1449 nucleotides long. It is a transcript of the gene alph, whose product is annotated as protein phosphatase 1B. The coding region runs from base 235 to 1350 and encodes 371 amino acids. Gene Ontology annotation, biological process: negative regulation of stress-activated MAPK cascade; protein dephosphorylation. The record is from RefSeq and is a predicted model, not a curated record. NCBI's taxonomy places the organism in Eukaryota, Metazoa, Arthropoda, Insecta, Coleoptera, Buprestidae. Gene Ontology annotation, cellular component: nucleus; cytosol. Gene Ontology annotation, molecular function: protein serine/threonine phosphatase activity; magnesium ion binding; manganese ion binding. The transcript has 7 exons.